AUGGUCGUCCUCGCCCACAUCGUCCCGGCUCUCUCCCUCAUCCUUGCCUCGUCAGCCUUACCGACCGACGACUACUCCUACUACGGCUCUGGCUCCGGCGCGUCCAACCAGGUCGCCCCUGCACCCGCUGGCGCCCCUGCGGCCGCCUCUUCGGUCGACCCCAACGCGUACGACGUCAACAAGCAACACAGCAUCCUCUGGAACUCGUGGGCUCCUUCGGCGACUGCGGCGGCCGCGGUGGCUCCGGCGCAGCAUACGGGCGGGUCGAUGGCUGUGGACGUCAAGUAUGGGAGUGGGAGUAUGGCGGCUGUCACGGAUCUGAACUCGUGUCUGCAGAUGUGCCAAGCGAGCUUCGGCGCCCCCGCACACUCCGCAACCCCUCCUGCUCACACCAGCGGGGCUGCUGCACCACUUCCCCCUCCUUCAGCCGCCGCAGCUCCGCCAGCGAACAAUGGCGCGUCCGUCACGCACACCAUCAUCGUCGCUCCUACCCAAGGUGUUCUCCGAUUCGUCCCAUUCUCGGUCAAUGCCAAGCAAGGGGAUAUGCUCGAGUUCAUCUGGGGUGCCGGACCUCACUCGGCGACGCUCAGUCAAGGCCAGAAUGUAUGCAACAAGUCCAUGACUGCUGAGGCAUUCGACUCUGGCAAGCUCAACGCGACCGCCAAGUACAUGGUCAAAGUCAACGCUACCACGCCUACCUUCCACUACUGCACCGUCGGGACGCACUGCACAGCUGGCAUGUUUGGUAUCGUCAAUCCUCCCACUACCAGCGUCACUACCAACCUCACUGCUACUCGAACCACCGCUGCCGGUGCGGGAUCUACUGCAGGCUCCGGCUCUAGCGGAUGUAACGGAGACAGGAUGGACUGCUGGGUUGCGACCUGGGGUGCAUCUUCACCUGAAGCUUCCGCUACCGUUUCGGCCGUCAAAAAGGCAUGCGAGGGUUCCGAGGCGUGGAAGUGGGGCGGAGGGAUGGACAUGUCCGGCAUGCUCGGCCCUGAGGUCACCAAGGUCAACGCGAUCGAGAACGUCAUGUACACCCGCCUCAUGAUGGCCAUGAACCCCGCUAUGAUCGCCCCCGGGGGCGGAGUCGCCGCUACCCUCCCCUCCAACUGGACCGCCGCGCCCGACCUCAAGUCCUUCGUCGCACUCUCCGACUCGACCGGCUCCUCUUCCGUCGCCGCCGCUGGCUCGUCCCCCGCUGCUUCUGGAGCUGAGACAUCCGCUUCUCCAUCAGACGGCGUGGUAGACUCGGCUGCGGCUGCUGCCAACUCGACAAGCGGAGCUAGCCGGAUGAUGGCGCCCGUACUGGCGCUGGCUGUUCUUGCUGGGGGUAUGGCGGUCUUGCUUUGA
Messenger RNA from Dioszegia hungarica, 1353 nucleotides. RefSeq lists its product as uncharacterized. The coding region runs from base 1 to 1353 and encodes 450 amino acids. The transcript has 9 exons. NCBI's taxonomy places the organism in Eukaryota, Fungi, Basidiomycota, Tremellomycetes, Tremellales, Bulleribasidiaceae. The record is from RefSeq and is a predicted model, not a curated record.